CUAUUUGUACAGCGGUAGUACUGACGUCACCGCAGACAAUGUGAUUCCCCUGCUGUAUGCAGCCAAGAAGUACGCAGUGGCUGGCCUCAUCAACAAGUGUAUCGCCUUCGUGGAAAACCAUCUUGAUGCUCAGAAUGCUUGUGCUGUCAUGGAACAGGCACAUUUCUUCGACGAGCGAGACUUCCAGAAGAAAGUUCUUGUUGUGAUCCAGAGAAAAGCAGAGGAAGUGCUGGCUACUGAUGACGUCACCAACUUGUGCGAGGAAUGCCUCACCACGAUUGUCCAAUCAGAUCAACUUAUGACGAAAGAGGAGCUGGUGCUGUCAGCCUGCAAACGCUGGGCGGAGUCCGAGUGUCAGAGGCGGGGCCUGUGUGUCAGUGACGAGAACUGUCGGAUCAUGUUGGGAAACACUCUCUAUAUGAUUCGCUUUCCGCUGCUUGAGCCCAGCAUUUUCGUGAAAGAGAUAGUGUCAGGUUCGUUGCUUUCAGAGGAGGAGAAAGUGGACGUGAUGGGUCGAUACAUUGUCGCGUCCAGGGAGGGUACGUUCUUCAAUUCCAACCUGAGAACGAAACAACGUCACAUCCGAGUGCAUCGUUUCCAAGGGAAAAAAGAAUACGCCUUCAAUAACCGUUCUGGAAGUAAUGCCAUCAGUUUUGAGGUGAGCAAAGAUGUCUACGUGGAAGGCUUCAUUAUUUUCGGCACAUGCAGGACAGGAGAGCACGAACUUGAGGUCAAGGGUUUCAUCCUUGACCCCGCAGACAAGGUCAUGUGCUCUGUGGAAACAUCUGUCGUUACUUCCGGGAAAAAAGACUCGUAUGACGUCAUAUUUGAUGAGUCUGCGAGAGUACACCAAGGCACAAUGUACACCCUGGUUGUAGAUAUUAAAGGGUCUCACACUUUCGCCGGGGAAGGAGGCCGAAUGGCAGCGUUAAGCAAUGACGUCAUUUUCACCUUUACUCAUUCGGAGAAGUCCCUGACUGGGACAACUGUGAGUCAUGGUCAGCUGCCAGGUCUGAUCUGCUCUCUGUGAGACGUAGCGUGACAGAGUGACAAAAAGUAUCGCUUAUACGUAUAUGUAUGUAAAUGUACAUUGUUGGGUAAUUCUCCCGAAAACCUGGAUUUUCUGUAAAUUGGGCAGUAAAUCUUAGAUUUCAGCCAAACUUUUUGAAAUCGUAGUAGGUACAACUUUGAUGUUUAGCUUUUAUACUCACAGAGAGUCACAGAGCUAUAUCUUGUUUGGUUUCUUUAGAAACUGAAAUAUAAAGUGAGAUGAGUGUGCUGUGGUCUCAAACGUUACAGGACGAAGCAAUAGCGGUGAAAAAUGAAAAAUGUCGAAAUAGCAGAAAAGCAAACCAGUACUUUCUUUUAGGAAAGUUCUAUAGAAAGCCUAUGUAAUUUAGUUUAGCCAUGUAGGAACAAAACAGAUCAAUGUUAUAGGCUACAAGAGUAAGAAAACAGGGUUUCUGUCGAAAACGUUUCCAGACAAUGGAGAAAAAGAAUCACGUAUAAAAUGUAAAUCAAUCUUACUUUUUAACCCCUUCUCAGAGUCAGUAAUUAAGGCAUGAUCAUAAAUAGAGCUACAUGCAUUGCCUGGACAGAACUGUGUACAUAUGUCCUGGAACGCUUGUGAUGUUUUAGACGUCGGUGGCCUAGUGGUUAGGCUCUCGGACUCGCAACCGUAAGGUCGUGGGUUCGAAUC
Molecule: messenger RNA, 1699 nt
Organism: Aplysia californica (California sea hare)
Lineage: Eukaryota; Metazoa; Mollusca; Gastropoda; Aplysiida; Aplysiidae
Product: BTB/POZ domain-containing protein 6
Biological process (GO): neurogenesis
Cellular component (GO): cytosol
Molecular function (GO): protein binding
Source: RefSeq, a predicted model, not a curated record